AUGGACAGGGAUGAAGAACAAAUAGUAUUUGCUCAACCCAAGGAAGCUGGCUUUUCAUUCAGCCACAAUAUCAAUAGUCAUUUGGCCAGACUCUCCACUGUCAGAAACACAAUCCCCACUCCCGACCCCGCUCUUGAGGAGAAGGCCUGGUGUGCCCUGGAUAACUGGGACAUGAGUGCCACUGUCCAGGGCCAGAUUAAGAUGUCCAUCAAUGAAGUGUGGCGGGAGGCGGUGUCACUCUGCUGCAGCUCCCUUCUGCAGCAGGCAGGAGUGAGGCUGUUAAUAGGCAUGACGGUUAUUAACGCCGCGCUUGCCAAGCCCGCUUCAGACUUGAAGUUUCCUUUGACAACAGAGGCAAGUGGAUGUGCUGACGCCGCUCAGGUUUGGAAACCGCUGAUGGGUUUGUGGGAAAAGCCAGGCUCCGCUGGGCAAUUGCUGCACGCCCAGAGGCUGCUCUCAUCCAUGUCCCUCUCUGUCAGGCCCGGAAACAGAGAGCUUCCCCCAGGCACCCCGGUCUCUUAAAUGGCCGCCCCCCCCCCCCACCACCACCAGACUGGGACUGAAUCCAGCCCCACCCACUUGGGGAACACAUGCUGGUGCUCUCCUCAGGAGCCUGUGGGUGGGUGCCACUGAAGAGGGGGCACUGGCCAGUCGCGGCAGCCUGGGGUGGAACGACAGCUGUUGAAGGCAGGACCCGCGCUUUCUGGCCGAGGGUGUGUGUGUGGGGUGGGGGUGGGGGGUCCUGCCAACUCUGAGGGAGUACUCAGGUGCGGCUCUGUGCAGGCCCAGGGCUCUGUGACAAGCCACUGCCUUGCAGCCCUCCCCUGCGUGCAGGAGCUUUUGCGCUGCCAGCCCAGCAGGAGGCGCUCCCUGUCAGAGCAUCACCAGGGAGGCCUGGCCCGCGCUGGCGCCCCUGCCCCGGCGGGGCCAUUGGUGGCGGCCAGACCCAGAGGGAGCUGCUGCCGCCCCUGCCUUCGCUUGCCGCUGCCUAGGCUGAACUCCUUGCCCUUACCUUGUCCUGGGCCAGCCCCUGCUGGUGAAGCUCUUCAUCAAAUGAGGCCGCUCCCCUUGUGCCUGCGGUCCCCAGUUAGCCUCCCCCACCCAAGCCCGCGUCCCUGUCUAGCAACAAUAAAGUUGUGUGUUUUGA
Condylura cristata (star-nosed mole) is the source of this 1147-nucleotide messenger RNA. RefSeq names its product protein ARMCX6-like. The coding region runs from base 1 to 522 and encodes 173 amino acids. Lineage: Eukaryota; Metazoa; Chordata; Mammalia; Eulipotyphla; Talpidae. Gene Ontology annotation, cellular component: mitochondrion. The transcript has 2 exons. The record is from RefSeq and is a predicted model, not a curated record.